Pararge aegeria (speckled wood butterfly) is the source of this 1169-nucleotide messenger RNA. RefSeq lists its product as uncharacterized. The record is from RefSeq and is a predicted model, not a curated record. The transcript has a single exon. NCBI's taxonomy places the organism in Eukaryota, Metazoa, Arthropoda, Insecta, Lepidoptera, Nymphalidae. The coding region runs from base 183 to 944 and encodes 253 amino acids.
ACCAAAACUAUGGAGCGAAACCUACACUCAUAUGGAUAUCGUAAUAAUUCAACGCGAACUAACUUAGUUGUCCCACCGUCAUCAGCCAGGGCGGACAGAGUUAUGUGAUCACAAGAAAAGUCGGUUCAGUGGCCCAUUUGAAGAACUUUCAUAACCAUUCCAAUCCCAUAUAAGGUGCAGACAUGUCUAAGUUAACCGUCACAAAUUUUAGCAACAGAACCGGAAGCCCUUACAAGAUUAAGGACAAAGAAGAACAAGAGGGCAGGGUGCACGAAGAAGUUCUACAGAAGAACACUUACGAUAUCCAGAAGGAGAAGAAUAAUGAAUUACUGCAGAAAGUUAACAAGAAGACAGCGGAAUAUCAGUCAAAUAAACCGAGUUCAGGUGUUUUUACUGAAGUCGUUACCCACGGUGCUUUUACAUCGAAGAAAUUCGAGAAGGAGAAAUCACCUAAAACUGAAGCACCAGUUACAAAAGCUAAUAGUUCUAAAACUUUACUUGGCUUUCCAUCGUCGGCUAAUGAUUUAGCUUUAGACGCAAAAACCGACCUUGAAUCAGAUCCUAAUAUUUCAAAAGAAGUAAAAGAGAAGAUUAUAGAGAAGUUGUUUACAUUGGUGUCCAUGGUACAACAUGCUUAUGAAGCUAAAGUGAGAAUUAUGACGGAAUUUGACAAGUUUAAGGACACGCAUAUGAAAAAUGAACUGCGUAGAGAAAGGGAACAUUCCGAACAGUUGUAUAAAUUGAAUAUGAAUUUCCAAAACGAAGUGAUACAGUCUGUGCAGCAGUUGAGAAGCGAACUAGAUUUGACUAGAAAUUUCUCAAAUAAUACGGACGAAUCUGGUAUUGUGAGUUUGAAGGAUAUUUCUCUAAACUAUGAUUCGGUUGAGACGACAAAUACGUCGAAUUCCCAGGAUAUUAAGUGUGACGCAAUCAAUGGUGACUAAGUAUUUGGAAUUCGCAAUGACAAGUUAAAAAACAAGACACUUUUUAUAUUUUUAGUCUUAAACUAUUUUCUGAGUAAUUUAGUUUUUACAUAUAAAAAUAUUUUUAACGAGUAAAAUUCAAGAGCUAGGCUCUUACAUGUAAAACCUAUGAUUUUAGAGUUAGUAGGUAUAUGUGAUGUUUGAUGAAAGACUUAUUUUUGUAGGGGUAAAUUUUAAUUGUAUUGG